This is a messenger RNA of Xyrichtys novacula (pearly razorfish), 5150 nucleotides long. The record is from the annotation of a GenBank genome assembly. NCBI's taxonomy places the organism in Eukaryota, Metazoa, Chordata, Actinopteri, Labriformes, Labridae.
AUGGUUGGUCGGAGAGCGGGUGACACAGCUCUGAGGGAUGUGGCGGCGAGCACCAUCCAGCUUGACCUGCCAUUUAUCAGAAGAGAAACAGCAGGUCACCUGACCGGGAGAUGCCACCUGAUUGGUCAAACUGACUGUUUAGUAUGCAGGUGGGAUUACACGGCCGUGACCAACACGAACACGCCGAACACACGCCACAAACACACGCCACGAACACACUCCACGAACACGCAACACCUGGUCCAUCACAAUGAAGAAAAGGAGAGGUGAUAUAUCUGAGUCAGCUGAAGAGGAGGAGGAGGAGGAGGAGAGAGGAGGAGGAGGAGGAGGAGCAGAGAGAGAGAGGAGGAGGAGCAGAUAGAGAGAGGAGGAGAGAGAGAGAGGAGGAGGAGCAGAGAGAGGGGAGAAGGAGGAGAGAGGAGGAGGAGGAGAGAGAGAGAGGAGGAGGAGAGAGAGAGAGGAGGAGGAGGAGGAGGAGGAGCAGAGAGAGGGGAGAAGGAGGAGAGAGGAGGAGGAGGAGAGAGAGAGAGGAGGAGGAGAGAGAGAGGAGGAGGAGCAGAGAGAGAGAGAGGGGGGAGGAGAGAGGAGGAGAGAGAGAGAGAGAGGGGAGGAGAGAGGAGGAGGAGCAGAGAGAGAGAGGGGAGGAGAGAGGAGGAGGAGGAGAGAGAGAGAGAGGGGAGGAGAGAGGAGGAGGAGGAGGAGAGAGAGAGAGGGGAGGAGGAGAGAGAGGGGAGGAGGAGGUGAGAGAGGGGAGGAGGAGGAGAGAGAGAGGCGAGGAGGAGAGAGGAGGAGGAGGAGAGAGAGAGGGGAGGAGGGACAGAGAGAGAGGAGGAGGAGGAGCAGACAGAGAGGAGGAGGAGGAGAGAGGAGGAGGAGGAGUAGAGAGAGAGGAGGAGGAGGAGAGAGGAGGAGAGAGAGAGGAGGAGGAGGAGCAGAGAGAGAGAGGAGGAGGAGAGAGAGAGGGGAGAAGGAGGAGAGAGGAGGAGGAGGAGAGAGAGAGGGGAGGAGGAGGAGAGAGAGAGGAGGAGGAGGAGGAGGAUGAAAGAGGAGAGAGGAGGAGGAGAGAGAGGAGAGAGAGAGAAGGAGGAAGGAGGAGAGAGAGAGGGGAGGAGGUGGAGAGAGGAGGAGAGAGGAGCAGACAGAGAGAGAGGAGGAGGAAAGAAGAGAGAGAAAGAGUGAGAGAUAGAGGAGGAGGAGGAGAGGGAAAAGAGAGGGUAGGAGGAGAGAGGAGGAGUAGUAGUCUCUCUCCUCCCUCUCCUUCACCUCCUCCUCCCUCUCCUUCACCUCCUCCUCCUCUCCCUCCUUCACAAACAUCACGGUCAGCUGCGGUCCUGAUGGAAACGGCGGUAAAUCAACACGGCGCGGCGGGGAGAAAAAGCGCCACUUUGAGUCUUUCUGCAGAAUAAUAGGGGAGCCCGGGAUUCGCGGGAUUGCAUUUGGCGUCCCGCGGCGCCGGGGUGUCUUUGGCUCGCUCAGUCAUUUCAGAUGGAGCAGCGGCGCCGUCCCACCCUGGGCGCCGUACAGAUGGGCUCAUGUGUGGAGAAAUGAGCCGCGAGCAAUCACUCUCCCCCUCUCUGUCUCCCCCCUCCGUCUCCCUCUCAGUGGGAGUCGACUCCUUCUUGCUUUCUGUUUACCUCUCUCUGCUCCCUCCUUUCUUUCUCAUCUCCUCCACCUCUCAUUAUCUCCCCCGCUCCUCCCCCCGUGGCGAGCGUGUCCUGGGGCUGCAGAGUCUCCGGUCUGUUCGGUGGCGGUGGACGACUCGGCGGGAGGCCUCAGCAGAACGAGCGCGCUCAGACGGAGGAGCCCAUCUCAGGCUUGUGCUACCGGAAAAUCUGCCCGUUCACGCUUCGCCGCGCCGCCAGACAACGCGCUGAUGGAGGGCGGCGUGAUGACGGGGGAGGCGAGGAGGGAGGAACACGGAGAGAGAGAGACUCUCAGCUUUGUUUUUGGGGGGAGAGGAGAAAAGGAGGAGAGGAGGAGAGAGGGGGAGAGGAGGAGGGAAGGAGGAGAGGAGGAGGGAAAGAGAGGAGAGGAGGAGAGAGGGGGAGAGAGGAGAAAAGGGGAGAGGAGGAGGGAAGGAGAGGAGAGGAGGUGAGCGAGGAGAGAGGGGGAGAGAGGAGAGGAGGAGAGAGGAAAAUAGGAGAGGGGGACAGAAGGAGAUGAGAGGAGAGGAGGAAGGAAACAAGGCUGUAAGGAGUUGAGUUUAGGCCAGACAUGGGCAAACUACGGCCCCCGGGCCACAUACGGCCCGUUAGGCUUUUUAAUCCGGCCCGCCGAACUUGUCCAAAUUACAGUAAAAACCUCCUUCAUUUUCCCCUUUUGCUGCAAUGCCUACGUUUCCCCAAUAGAUGGCGCACUCAAAACACAUUGACCGUUGUUGGAGUGGCAAGUAUUUCUCUUUAUUUCACUUUAAUUUUCACUUCGUUUCACGUUGCCAUUUGAGCCCUAUUGUGAAAAUGAGCGGACCAAAGAGAAGGAAAGUGGACAGCGAAUGCCGAGUGUUUAAUAAGGAGUGGACAACAAAAUACUUUUUCACUGAAGUCCGAUCAACGGCUGUAUGUCUGAUAUGCCAAGAAGCUGUUGCGGUUUUCAAAGAGUACAAUAUCAGCCGUCACUUUACCACGAAGCAUGCAAACUUUGCUAGUAAGCAGUCAACACAAGAACGGGUGGCUACUGCUCAGAGGUUGGCAGCUAAUUUACAGAGUCAACAGAACUUUUUUCACCGACAAACUGCAAUUCAAGAGUCAAGUACCAAGGCAAGUUAUUUGCUGGCAUUCAAAUUAGCAAAGGCUAGCAAGCCUUUCUCCGAAGGCGAGUUUUUGAAAGAGUGCAUGGUAGAGACAGCAGGUCUCCUGUGUCCGGAGAGCAAAGCCAAGUUAGAAAAAAUCAGUUUAGCACGCAGGACAGUGACUCGCCGCGUGGAAUUGAUUGACGAAGACUUAGUCAGCGAGUUAAACAAAAAGGCGGAGUCCUUUAAGUUAUAUUCACUAGCACUGGAUGAAAGUAACGACAUAAAAGACACUGCUCAGCUCCUAAUUUUUAUCCGAGGGAUUAACGACAGUUUUGAGAUAACGGAGGAGCUUUUGAGCAUGGAAUCACUGAAAGGGAAAACGCGAGGAGAGGACUUAUAUGAACAGGUGUCUGCUGUCAUCGAGAGAAUGAAGCUACCUUGGAGUAAACUUACCAAUGUCACCACGGAUGGAUCGCCAAAUUUAACUGGAAAAAACGUCGGGCUGCUGAAAAGAAACCAGGAUAAAGUGAAAGAAGAAAACCCAGACCAGGAUGUUAUUUUUCUUCACUGCAUCAUUCAUCAGGAGUCUUUGUGUAAGUCUGUAUUGCAGCUUAAUCACGUCGUGGAUCCAGUUGUAAAACUUGUUAACUUCAUACGAGCAAGGGGACUUAAUCAUCGUCAGUUCAUUACGUUCCUGGAAGAAACUGAUGCGGAUCACCAGGACCUACUUUACCACUCUCGCGUCCGCUGGUUAAGUCUUGGGAAAGUGUUUCAACGAGUCUGGGAGCUCAAAGAGGAGAUUCGCUCAUUUUUGGAGUUAAUGGGGAAAUCCGACGAAUUCCCCGAGCUGAGCGACACAAACUGGCUUUGUGACUUUGCGUUUGCUGUGGACAUAUUUUCACACAUGAAUGAGCUGAACGUGAAGCUACAGGGGAAAGAUCAGUUUGUGCACGACAUGUACACAAAUGUGAAAGCCUUCAAAUCCAAGCUGGUUUUAUUCUCCAGGCAAAUGUCAAACAAAUCUUUUGCACAUUUUCCCACACUAGCCGUGCAGAAAGAGGCCGCCCGAUGUGCGAAGAAAUACUGCAAAUCACUGGACGACCUGCACAGAGAAUUUUGCCGUCGGUUCUGUGAUUUUGAAAAAAUUGAGAAGUCACUUUGUUGGACAGUUGGAACUGAUCGAUCUUCAGUCUGACUCCGUCUCAAAGCAGAAGUUCAAGUCUCUUAAACUGAAUGACUUUUACGCUUCACUUAACGAGACCACGUUCCCAAACCUCCGGAGGACGGCACAGAAGAUGCUGGUGUUGUUUGGCUCGACCUACGUGUGUGAGCAGACGUUUAGCAUCAUGAAAAUCAACAAAGCCCAUCACAGAUCCAAGUUAACUGACCAACACCUCAGAUCUGUCCUGAGAAUUGCCACAACAAAACUAACUCCAGACUUUGAUGCACUGGCAAAAAAGGGAGACCAACAACACUGUUCCCACUGAAAUUGGUGAGUUUUUCUGCUGUGUUAUGAAAAAAUGCAUAUGGAAAAUUUGGAAGUGCGUCUUUUAAUUAAGAGCAAUGCGCAUUUACGCACAGCAGCGGUACAGUAGCUUAAUUAACACACCGCACAUCGCUCUUAAUUUCAAUUUCAAUUUUCAGCUGCAGGUAGGAUAUUUAAUAUAGCCUAUGUCUGUGUGCUUGGCAACGAUACACGUGUACUGUAAGGUGAGGGCGUCCGUGGCGAGUUUGUAGAGCGCGCGGUCAGGACAAUCCAUCCAUGAUUUUGCGGGGUUUAACACAAGUAUAUAUUAUUGAGCUUGAGUAUUUCGUUGUGUAAUAAUAUGUUUUGAAUGUUGAAAGUGAUUCCAUUUUUCAAUAAAUGUUGAUUUCUUUAACUUUGCACCUUCGAUUAAAACUUAUUAAAAACAGACGCAAUCUUGAUAAAUCACAGUGCGUAUGCUAUUUUAAUCUAUUUACAUUUCCUCCUCCCAGUAUCGUGCAAAAUAGUAUGUAAACGCCAUAUCUUGCAUAUUCCUUGAGACAAACUUAUUAACUGAAAAGGGCUAUUUUUCACAUUUGAAAGACAGUUAAUAAAUUGGGUUGUAGUGUUCUUACUGUGCUAUGAGGUUUGCACACACUACAUGUAAUGCUUUAGUAUGUCCGGCCCAAACACUCCAUCCAAAUGCUCCUGGCCCGGCCCCUCUGUCAAAUUUUAGAACCCAUUGUGGCCCGCGAGUCAAAAAGUUUGCCCACCCCUGGUUUAGGCCUACAGUCAGACUCAGGGUUACACAUACAUACACAUCUAUAGAGUAUAUUAAUGUACAUCUAUGUACAGUACAGUUGAUAUCUAUACUCUUUAUAUCUGUAUUUAUGUUCUUUAUAAACGUACAGAUGGUUUAACCAUCUGUGUGAUUCUCUGAUCUAUGAGAUCAUG